AUGCAGGAGCACACGCAGGAGCACACGCAGGAGCACAUGCAGGAGCACACGCAGGAGCACACGAGCAGGAGCACACGCAGGAGCACACGCAGGAGCACAUGCAGGAGCACACGCAGGAGCACACGCAGGAGCACACCGGUGCACUGUGGUAACCCGGGGACACCUGCUCACGGCCGUAUUUUCCGGGUCGACGGUACGACCUUCACCCACUCUGUAGUCUACUCCUGUAUGGAUGGAUACCUCCUCUCAGGCACGCCCACCAGACACUGUCUGGCCAACGGCACCUGGUCUGGCACCGCUUCUAACUGCACUAUGAUCAGCUGCGUUGACCCAGGUGUUCCUGCUAAUGGUCUGAGGUUUGGAGAGGACUUCACUGUGGGCCACAACGUCACCUUCAUGUGCCAGCCUGGCUACCUGAUAGAGGCAGGCGGGGCCACAACUCGCACCUGUACCCACAAUGGCACCUGGAGCGCCACCACACCCAUCUGCAAAGUGGUGACCUGCCCUCCGCCUCCUCCCAUCCACAACGGGCUCCUGGAGGGCUCCGUGUUUGAGUGGGGUACCAGCGUGAGCUACAGCUGCCUGCCCGGGUACGAGCUCUCCUUCCCGGCUAUCCUCACCUGUGUGGGCCUGGGCUCCUGGAGAGGAGAUCUGCCUCAGUGUCUGCCCAAGUUCUGUGGAGACCCUGGUACCCCAGCCAAGGGGAAAAGAGAAGGACGAAGUUUAAUCUACAAGUCAGAGGUUACCUUCAGCUGUAGCGCCCCCUAUGUCCUGGUGGGGUCAACUACACGCAUCUGUCAGGACGACAGCACCUGGAGCGGCUCUCAGCCACGAUGCAUAG
This is a messenger RNA of Oncorhynchus tshawytscha (Chinook salmon), 841 nucleotides long. RefSeq names its product CUB and sushi domain-containing protein 3-like. Lineage: Eukaryota; Metazoa; Chordata; Actinopteri; Salmoniformes; Salmonidae. The transcript is spliced from 5 exons. The record is from RefSeq and is a predicted model, not a curated record. The annotation marks the transcript as partial.